CAUAUAUUGUGUUGAUUGGACCUUAAAGUGAUGGUUGGUGAUAGGUAUUCGAAUCGCCAUUGCUGUAUUUCUUUUUGAUCGGAAAGCUACUUAUAAUUUUCAACCUUAUGUCCAUACAAUUUAAUACAAAAUACAUUAUCAUAACAUUUUCUUAAAGUUGAAUUUGUGUAAAUGAAAUUUCAUUACGUCACACGAUUCUGACAUGCGCACAGCAGCGGGAAACUGAAGUCAAAUUAAAUGAAAUCAGUUGAAAAGUAAUGUCCGCCAGCUGCGGUCGGCUACGAGACAUCUUGAUAUAAUAAAUUUACGAGUUAUAUUUAUUUUGUUUGGUACCUAAACCUUAAGCCGUGUUGUUCUAGUUUUAAAUAUUGUGCAUUUGUGUAUCGACAGUACAGGUUUCUUCUUAUACGAAUUUACUCGAACAGGUGAUGUCGAUAAGGGCACUCCGAAUGGAUCGAUAUCGGUGACUUUGGGUUAGGGCGAAAAAUACGUCAAGAAAAGGGUAGAUAACAUGGAGAAGUCCGCUCGGCCGCGGACAGCUCUCAAUGAGUGUGUGAAGGUGGUGGUUCGAUGUCGACCGCUCUCGGAGAAGGAGAAAAAUGAGGGCUACGAGGAGGUGAAGAAGAAACGCACAGAGCAGACUUGGUACGAGCGGCUGUCCACUAAGACUCCGGUGGACAAUAAAUCAUGUGAUGCCCGUUUACAGGUGGUGAAGGUAUGGCCGGAGCGCGGCGCCGUGCAGGUGUACAGCCCCAAGGGGCAGGACAAGAUGUUCACUUACGACGCCGCCUACGACUGCACGGCCGACACACAGACCAUGUACGACGAAAUGGUUCGGCCGCUGGUGGCGUCCGUGCUGGACGGGUUCAAUGGCUGCGUGUUCGCGUACGGGCAGACCGGCACGGGCAAGACGCACACGAUGGAAGGCACGCCCGACCACGAGGGCAUCAUCCCGCGUGCCUUCCGCCACAUCUGGGCACACAUCGAGAACAGCGCCUCGCCCGACGUCACGCAUCUCGUCUCCUGCUCCUACAUCGAGCUCUACCUCGAGGACGUCAGAGACCUGCUGUCCAAGGACUGCAAGAAGCUGACCAUUAGGGGACAGGAGCUGAACGGGUUCUACAUCCCGGAGAUGACGUCGGUGGUGUGCAAGAGCGCGGCGGAGAUGGUGCGCGUGAUGCGCGCCGGCAACCGCAACCGCGCGGCCGGCCGCACCGACAUGAACGAGCACUCCUCGCGCAGCCACGCCGUCUUCCUCGUCACCGUCGAGACCGCACACCGCAAGACCAACAGGAUACGAGUGGGCAAGCUGAACCUGGUGGACCUGGCGGGCAGCGAGCGGCAGCGCAAGACGGGCGCGUCCGCCGAGCGCCUGCGGGAGGCCUCUCGCAUCAACCAGGCGCUCUCCUCGCUCGGGAACGUCAUCUCCGCGCUCGCCGAGAACAGUCCGCAUGUGCCCUACAGAGAUUCGAAGCUCACCCGCAUCCUGCAGGACUCGCUGGGCGGCAACAGUAAGACCAUCAUGAUCGCCAACAUCGGCCCCGCCUCCUACAACUACGACGAGACCAUCACCACACUGCGGUACGCGCACAGAGCUAAAGCGAUAAAGAACAAGCCGGUCCGCAACGAGGACCCGAAGGACGCCAAGCUGCGCGAGUACCAGGCGGAGAUCGAGCGACUCCGCGCGCUCAUCUCGCAGCGCCGCACCGUCGACCGGCGCACGCGCAGGCCCGCCAAGCAGAAGUCGCAGCCCGCGCCUUCCGACAACUCUGAAGAGGAGACAGUCAGUAUAGAACACGAGAACAUACUGGCCGAGUCUACGAUAGAACAAGAGAAGAAGCAGACGGAAGAGUUGGAGCAACAGAUCCGCGCGCUGGAGGAGCGGCUGGUGCAGGGCGGCGGGGGGAAGGAUCUCAUCAACAACCUCAACGAGGCGCAGCUCAUACUGGAGCAGAGGAACAGCGAGAUCACCGAGCGCAAGAAGCGGGAGGUCGAGAUGCAGCAGAAGAUAGAGCUGGAGGAGGAGACCACUGCCAUCGUCACCAACACCUUCGCCACGCUGCAGCAGGAGGUCGACCACAAGACGCAGCGGUACGUACGCUGCUGGCACUGCGAGGGGGGAGGGGGGACGCGCGCUAACGGCGGGACUGUUGCAGGCUGAAGAAGUGCCUGGCGCGGUACGCCGGCCUCCGCGAGGAGAUGGUGGAGCAGCGCGAGGCGCACGACGCCGAGCGCCGCGAGCUGGAGGCGCUGCAGGCCGCGCUCAUCGCAGAGCUGCGCCGCCGUCUGCUCGUCGCCGACAGCUUCGUGCCGCUGGCCGGCCGUCCCGCCGUCCUGCGCGCCCGGUACAACGACGACACCGACGCCUGGGAGCUGCGGGAACACACCGGCGUAGAGCCACUGACGACGCGGCCCGGUGUAGCAGGCCGGCGUCGGGGCGCCAGCGCCCGCCCCGCUCGACGUCGCGCUGAAAACGUCCUGGAUCUGGCGCCCCUCCCUCUGCCGUCCACCACGCGCCUGUACUCGGCGCCGCGCCUGGCGCCCAGCCUGGCGGGCGGGCUGGCGCCGGCGCCGCGCAAGGAGGCGGAGGUGGAGGCGGUGGCGGCGGCGCCCCGCAAGUCGGCGCGCGGCGCGCGGCCCAGCACGGCGCACCAGCGGCUGGGCACGGCCGGCGUGCGGUAGUGCGGGCCCGACGCCCGCUUCGUUCCGGUCGCGUCCCGCGUCUCCGCGGAAAUGGUCGUAGUACAUUUCUCGUGCGAGAGCGACGCGUACUCGCGAUGCCCCCGCCCUUGUUGUAAGUUUUAUACAAUCCGAUUGAUCGAACCCUGGAAGCUUGCCACGCUUGCCCCGGCCGCUUGCGUCGCGCGACGUGAGCUUGGCACGGCCAGAGUGCACUGGCGAGGCGCCGGAGGACGUCGCGGCGACGCGAGCCUCACCAUGAUCUCACUUCAUUUCCCAGUAUUUAAAAGACAAAGAUUGCUUUGUAUUUAGUUUAAAUACAUAAAGUAUAUGUAUGAUUCGUAGCUACAAAUUGCACGAUCGAGUCAGGCGAGACGUCGCUUCACACUGCUGCUCGUAUUGUUUAGGUUGUUGUUUGUUUUAUAAGAUUUUAUUUUACCAUUGUUGUCUCUUUUGUUUUUGUAAAAUUUUAUUUUGUGCGUCUGUACCAACCCAAGUGUUUGAGCUAGUGAUAUUAGGUAGUUUACAUUUACAACGAUUGAAAUGUUACCAAUAGUUGUUGGUAUUGUCGAUCCGUAUUAUAAUAAUGUAUUAUUUUGAAAGCCGUUGUACAUAGAGGGGAUGUGAUGCAAACUGUAUGUUCAAACAUGUUACCAAAGAGUCCGCCGUCCUCGGUCGGCGCAGGAGAGCUCCGCUCGGUGCUCUCGUUUCAAUAUGUGUAAAUUGAUUUGUGGAUAUGUUGAUAAUUAUAAUUUCUAAACAGUUUCUAGUCAAUGAUGAUGAAUUAUAUUCUUGUAUACAAAUAUUGUAAAUAAAGAUAUUUUAGGUAUUUGAAAAGUAUCCUUAAUAUCGAUUAUGAAAUAGAAUAAGUAGGUUGCUAAUUAGCGCACAAUACUUUUUAAAUACCAUUUAAUUGCUGCCAUUGUCGCUCUGAGAGCAUACCGGCAGUCAACGCUGCUCGGUUCUGGCCGGUAGUUGCCGGUAGUGGCCGGUGGAGGCCGGUAGUCUCCAGUGGUGGUGGACAUUGGCAGAGUGUGAUUGCGUGGACCUCGCAAGACACGCUCACGUCUCCCACACAUUUCUUCUUGCGUUAAAUUUAAUUAAAUCAAUUUAUAUUUUGGGAUUGUGAGUUAUUUAUAUUGGCUUUUUAUUUAAUUUAAAUAAAUUAUGAAUGAAGAGGAUCAUGUAUUGUGAUAUUUAUAAUUUGGUAACUGCUAGUCAGUCGUGCCGCAUACACGCUUAUACUCACUAAUUAAAUAAACAUUUUAAAUUG
This is a messenger RNA of Spodoptera exigua (beet armyworm), 3952 nucleotides long. NCBI's taxonomy places the organism in Eukaryota, Metazoa, Arthropoda, Insecta, Lepidoptera, Noctuidae. The record is from the annotation of a GenBank genome assembly.